AUGCCUACUCAAGAGCAAGGCGGCAUCACAGUGAAUACCGAAACUGAUUUGGCUCACCACACAGAGCCAAAUGUUACAGCUGAACCAUGGCUAACUGCACCAUUCAUGGAGGCGUCGGUCGAAGACCAUCUACCGCCUCUUAUAUAUCGGCUCCCCGAAAGAUCACCGGCCCAGGCAAUUCAGUCACUGGACCUUCUGAAUGGCUUCUCUUCUCAACUGAUUGGAGCAUCUGGGGAAUCUGAUCCAUGGUUGCUGCGGCAUGGAAAAUUCGAUGAUCGUGGGUAUAUGUUGUUUCAUCAAGUGCAUUUUCGCAAUGCAGGCGGGGUGCCGGUGGAAGAAAAGAUCCCAGCACAUUUCUUAAUCAGUGCCAAUGCAGUAUACGAAUCUACGAAAGAGACGACCAGGUUCAUCAAAUUUGUCUUUCCAACCUUGCCUAUACUAUCAAGAUCUCUACUCGGUCUCUCCUCUUCUCGAACAGUACCAGACCAAGAAAUUCUCAAGUCCAUUCCUACCCAUCUUCUAGCGGCUAUAUAUGCGACCGCGUAUCAAUUCAUCAAAUUCGAUGACUAUCUAAGUGUCUUAAACGCAUACACUACGCCGCCAACCCUAGAUCUUUGGCGUAUGGUGGUCGAACUCAUCAUGUGUGACAUUCACACAUCGCACCUCUCGACUCUACAAGCAGGUCUUCUCUACCUCCACAGAGGCCUACAAGGUCCUGAGAAUGCCAUUGCAGACAGUCCCUUUAUUUGGUCAUUUUUAGGUCUCCUGGUGGGUAUGGCCACAUGCCUCGGCCUGCAACUGGAGUGUCGCCUGAUGGGCCUUCCAGCCUGGGAAAAGCGCCUUCGACGUCGGCUUUGGUGGGCACUCUAUGCAGAAGACAAAUGGCGCAGUCUUUUAAUGGGGCGACCACCGUACAUCCGGAACGAUGAGUGGGAUGUAGAGGAUCUCGACGAUGACGAUUUCAGACUGGAUGGGAUGCCGGUGGAGUUGUUACUUUCUGCGUCAACGGAAAACGAACAUCAACGGAAUGCCCUACGUGCACAGGUGUUCAGGAACUUUGUCAAUCUCGCCAAAAUCGCCGAUGACCUGCAACACUCCUUAUUCUCGCUGCGCGCUGCCCAGCGUCUUUCAACAAACUUCGGAGAAACACUUAAGACAGCUCAAGUGCUUCUGCGACGUCUCAAAGAAUGGUACUCAAACCUUCCACCGACCCUCAAACUCCAAAACCGGGCGUUUCCCGCCACCGAUUCAACAGACCAUCAUCUGCACCAACACACCAACCCCCUCCACUUUGCCUACAUCCUUCUCGAAGUCUUCAUUUUCAGAUCGCUUCUCCGCCCCAUGGUUCGAUCCGCCGCCCCACCGCGCUUAUUCGAAGAGACCGACAUCCAAGAUGUCUUUACCAAUCCGGUAGAUGAUUACAUCGCACAAAUUGUAGAUUGUGAUGAAGUUGAGCCAACGCCGGCAAUUGACAUGUGCAGUGGAGAUAGCAGUGUGAAUGUAACACUCACAGCUGCAGAGAAUUGUGCUGCCCGCAUGAUUCGCUUUGUUGUGCGUAUGCCGCUUAGUGAAGGGGGCUUUGAGUUCUGGUACUCUUGGUGCCGUAUUGGCUUCGCUACAACAUCAAACUUUAUGUUGCUUUUGCUUGUCCAAGCGCCCUCUGCAGACUACGCGACGCGUGCUCAUAAAUUACUGCAUAUGUGGCGACAAACUAUCCGAAGGCAGAGUCAGGGAAAUGAAUGGAUGAAGCUGGCUCUUGUAAGACAUAACUCUCAACCGUAUAACCAGAUGCAAUCAACAAACUCUCCAUCCUUAAUGGAGAUUGAUCCCUCUAGGAUUAACGUGAUCAGGGAAAUCAAGCGCUCUGAUGCGUCCUCAUUGUUCGAAGUGGCUCUCGAUGGGCAAAAGUAUGUACUAAAGCUAUUCCACGAUAACGGCGACCCUGGAUAUACUGAAAAAGGUCGUGAUCUGAACCGGUUUCGCUGCGAAUCCAAUGCAUACAAGAAUCUCCUCGAGGCCGGCGCGAUCGAGGGCAUGAAGGAGAUCCACAGGGCAGGCGUUCAUCACCAAGACAUAUAUCCAAAGAAUCUUCUUGUUCACGGGGAUAGCGAUCGGCUGGUUUGGAUUGACUUUGAUGUCGCAACAACAUUCGCUGGAUUUGGACACGAACAGCGUAGCAUCUGUGAUUACGAAAUCGCUCUUGUGAAGGGAUUUGGAGACGCACUGGUAGGGACUCCAUCAUUGCCCUCGUCGGAAGCAUUGGCGUACCUACUGACGGAUACAGAGAGAAGACCAGGCCGAGGGCCUUCUACCGAAUACGAAGUUUUACUGAAGCUCAUGGCAUCUUAUGCCUCUCAGAAUAUACGACUUCGUUUAUGCGGCUACAAGGGCCGUCUUAAUUCAAAGGGCUCCUAG
This is a messenger RNA of Aspergillus affinis, 2415 nucleotides long. RefSeq names its product transcription factor domain protein. The transcript is spliced from 6 exons. The record is from RefSeq and is a predicted model, not a curated record. Gene Ontology annotation, molecular function: ATP binding; DNA binding; zinc ion binding. The coding region runs from base 1 to 2415 and encodes 804 amino acids. Lineage: Eukaryota; Fungi; Ascomycota; Eurotiomycetes; Eurotiales; Aspergillaceae. Gene Ontology annotation, cellular component: nucleus. Gene Ontology annotation, biological process: DNA-templated transcription; protein phosphorylation.